Molecule: messenger RNA, 862 nt
Organism: Toxotes jaculatrix (banded archerfish)
Lineage: Eukaryota; Metazoa; Chordata; Actinopteri; Toxotidae
Product: F-box only protein 48
Exons: 3
Coding region: 121-582 (153 amino acids)
Molecular function (GO): protein binding
Source: RefSeq, a predicted model, not a curated record
GUGCGCAUGCGCCCUUUAUCAAAAACACGGUGACGUGUGUAAACAUCCGUUGGGACAUUUAAACCUUCAGCUGCCGGACACGGAGCGACAACAGUGCAGGCUGUUUCAGACGGAGCUAUUAUGCAGCAUGACCACAUGCAGACCUCACCUGUGUUCUUCCUCUGUGAAAGAAGACCCUACCUGGCACCUGCCACUGACACCUGUCCUCAAAACUUUGCUGAAACGCUGCCGACGGAGAUGAGCGUGAAGAUCUUUGGUGAGCUGGACACAGAGAGUCUGUGCAGCGCCUCGCGGACCUGCAAACUGUGGCAUCACAUCAUCGAGGAGAGCGAGCAGCUGUGGAGGAGGCAGUGUCUGCUGGUCAGAGCUGUGUGUCAGCGGGAGGUCGACAGCGACCGGAGAGAUGGUCUGUCCUGGAAGGUGACAUUAGUGAGGAACUACACUCGCAGCUGUGUGAAGAGAGACUGGCUGAGAGGACGUUACAGCCACGUGAGGUCAGCGGCGGAGCUGAGCGGCAGGAAGAUGACGCCGCUGGACGCUGAGACCUGGGGAGAGAUCCUGCAGGCGGAGCUGGACAGAUGAGUGGACAGAUGACUGACGGCAGCGUGUAAGGUUUUAUUUAAAGCACCUCAGGCACUUCUGACUUUUAACUCUAAUGUAUAUUUUAUACUUUGUGUUUUAUGAGAAUAAACACAAACACUUGUACAUAUAUAUUUUUUAAUUUUAUAAGAAAAACAAUCACGGAGAAAUGGAAAUGAAACGGAAACAUUAUUGGCUGAAAUUAAUUGUUACUGUUAAGCUGCUUCAUUGAUUUGAUGUAAAUAUGACUGAGAUGCAAUAAAUCACAUAUGUGUGACAUGUA